Phytomonas sp. Hart1 is the source of this 870-nucleotide messenger RNA. The record is from the annotation of a GenBank genome assembly. NCBI's taxonomy places the organism in Eukaryota, Euglenozoa, Kinetoplastea, Trypanosomatida, Trypanosomatidae.
AUGAGCCAAUACGUCUCCAUGCGUGAUGCCGGACAACCGCCGUACAAAAACACAUCGUCUUGCAUGCUCGAUGUGGUGAUCUUUGCUUGUGGCGAAUCGCAUGAUUUGAUGCCUCUCUGCGCAUUUGAGCCCAAAAGUAUGCUUCGGAUUUGCAAUCGACCUCUCAUUUGGUACUGUCUGGCCCCUUGGAUCAAUGCGGGGUUUCGCACCUUUUUCAUCUGUGUCAAUGAGGAUUACGCAACCCAGCACACCUACCUAACCCGCGAGUUCCCAGACUUGGAGUUUCACUUUGUGUUGGUCCCCCUCAACCUGAACGAGCACCCCUCUACAACGUGUGACGCGGUAAAGGCCUAUUUGAAAUACAAGGAGUUCAUGCACCGCGCCGGAACGGACGGCUACGUCGUUGAUGAGAUGCGAUCACCAGAGACGAUCGCGGAGUGCAGUGAUGGGGAGCGGGGUACGGCAAGCAGCAUGCUCGGCAGUGUGGCGGGAUUCAACGCAAAUCUCUCCGCUUCCAGCUCCCACCGUGACCCACUGAAGGCGGAGUAUGCCGCGCUUCAUGGGAUGCACCGUGAUGCAGUGCUGCUUAACUGUGAAACUAUCUUAGCUGGGAUUGAUAUUGAGUCCUUCGUCGCAAGCUUUUACAGUUCUUUGGCCUCUGUCAUGACUCUCUUUUUUAGACCUUAUGUUGAAGCUUCAACCUCCCCUGUGCAAGAAAAAAAGAAGGAAAAAAAAAAAGUGGUGCAGGGGCCGAGCCGGUGCGAAAAGCUUUCACGUACGAAUACUCCUGUGUUGCUUAUGAGGAAGAAAACCCAACCGCAACGAUGGUGGCCGUUGGCGAAGGCAGCGAUAACAAAAAAGGUGGUCUAA